Messenger RNA from Apaloderma vittatum (bar-tailed trogon), 1631 nucleotides. RefSeq names its product tripartite motif containing 71, E3 ubiquitin protein ligase (gene TRIM71). NCBI's taxonomy places the organism in Eukaryota, Metazoa, Chordata, Aves, Trogoniformes, Trogonidae. Gene Ontology annotation, biological process: proteasome-mediated ubiquitin-dependent protein catabolic process; protein polyubiquitination. Gene Ontology annotation, molecular function: ubiquitin protein ligase activity; protein binding. The record is from RefSeq and is a predicted model, not a curated record. The annotation marks the transcript as partial. The transcript has 2 exons.
CUGAGUAUUGAACAGGCCCAGGCUGUAGCGGAGCAGGUUGAGAUGAAAGCGAAAGUAGUACAGUCUGAAGUGAAAGCAGUGACUACUAGACAUAAGAAGGCCUGGGAGUGCGAGCUGCUCUGGAAGGUGGAAAAGAUUCGUCAAGUCAAGGCGAAGUCACUCUACUUGCAGGUUGAAAAGUUACGUCAGAACCUAAAUAAGCUGGACAACACCAUUAGUGCUGUGCAGCAGGUCCUGGAGGAGGGUCGUACCAUGGAUAUUCUUCUGGCUCGGGACCGCAUGCUGGCUCAGGUGCAGGAGCUGAAGAACGUAAGAGGCUUUCUCCAGCCGCAGGAAGAUGACAGGAUCAUGUUCACCCCCCCUGACCAGGCAUUGUACAUGGCCAUUAAAUCAAUGGGCUUCGUCAGCAGCGGGGCGUUUGCUCCUCUGACCAAAGCCACCGGGGAAGGCCUCAAGCGUGCGCUGCAGGGCAAAGUGGCCUCUUUCACGGUGGUAGGCUACGACCACGAUGGUGAGCCUCGCCUUUCAGGAGGUGACAUGAUCUCUGCGGUGGUGAUGGGCCCAGAUGGAAACCUUUUUGGGGCAGAUGUCAGCGAUCAGCAGAAUGGGACCUACCUGGUCAGCUACCGUCCGCAGCUAGAGGGAGAGCACCUGGUAUCCGUGAUGAUGUGCAACCAACACAUUGAGAACAGCCCCUUCAAAGUUGUGGUGAAAUCCGGGCGCAGCUACAUUGGCAUCGGGCUGCCAGGGCUCUCCUUUGGCAGCGAGGGAGACAGCGAUGGCAAACUCUGCCGGCCCUGGGGCGUUAGUGUAGAUAAAGAGGGCUACAUCAUUGUUGCUGACCGUAGUAAUAACCGCAUCCAGGUGUUCAAACCAUGCGGGACCUUCCACCACAAGUUUGGCACACUGGGCUCCCGGCCGGGCCAGUUCGAUCGCCCCGCUGGCGUGGCCUGUGACAUCUCACGUAGGAUCGUCGUGGCUGACAAGGACAAUCAUCGCAUCCAGAUCUUCACGUUUGAGGGGCAGUUCAUUCUGAAGUUUGGGGAGAAAGGAACAAAGAACGGGCAAUUCAAUUACCCAUGGGAUGUGGCUGUCAACGCCGAGGGCAAGAUCCUGGUCUCCGACACGCGCAACCAUCGCGUUCAGCUGUUUGGGCCUGAUGGCGUGUUUCUCAACAAGUAUGGUUUUGAAGGGGCACUCUGGAAGCACUUUGAUUCCCCCCGAGGUGUGACUUUCAAUCACGAGGGCCACUUGGUAGUGACAGACUUCAACAACCAUCGCCUUUUGGUCAUCCACCCCGACUGCCAGUCGGCACGCUUUCUGGGCUCGGAGGGCACUGGCAACGGGCAGUUCCUGCGCCCGCAGGGGGUGGCCGUGGAUCAAGAGGGGCGCAUCAUCGUGGCUGAUUCCAGGAACCACCGGGUGCAGAUAUUCGAGUCAAAUGGUAGCUUUUUAUGCAAGUUUGGCACUCAGGGAAGCGGAUUUGGUCAGAUGGACCGUCCUUCAGGUAUAGCCGUCACUCCUGACGGCAUGAUUGUCGUGGUCGACUUUGGAAACAAUCGAAUUCUCGUCUUCUAAUCCGUGUUUGAAUUAGGAAGAAACUUUCUCAGGGAAAUUCUUCUAAGAGAAAA